CCUGGAGCCGGGCCCGCGUUGGAGUGUGCUUGUGUGUGUUCUAAUGUGUUUCAGUUCCACGCCGACGCCCUCCCUGGCCGGCCGAGGCGUGAGGCGGCCCACGCGCCGCCGGCUCCCACUUUCAGGGUAUGCCUUGGAGACUUGCCGCCGCCGAAGACCAUUGCAACGGAUGUCGAUUGGCGCAGCGAAAGCGUUAGCAUUUGUCUCACUCCUGUCGUAUACAGGACAAGCAGCUCGCUGAUGCUUUCUCUAGCCUAGUAGUUGGGAAGCUAGUGGGCUCGUUUCCUCCGACAGCGGCGUCGCGUCAGGCGUUGGCCUUUGGCUUUGGAGGCCGGAGCGGAAGCGCUUGGCUGCCGCGGCGGAUCAUCACCGGGCCACUCUCUUGGUGCAGGGGCGCACAACAGAGAAGGACAAGCACCAAGAGGACGCCCGCCGUUCGGUGCCGGAAGCAGUGCAGCCAGUGAGCCGGCGCGCGCCCGCUUUGCUUCGUUUUCGCGCAGCCAGC
Molecule: messenger RNA, 505 nt
Organism: Amoebophrya sp. A120
Lineage: Eukaryota; Dinophyceae; Syndiniales; Amoebophryaceae
Source: the annotation of a GenBank genome assembly